AUGUCUUCUCACAUCCACGCAGCUGCCGAGGCGUGGGCGGAGGUGUCGUGUCUGGGACCACAUGUGGUCCCCAAGCUGCGGGUCAUGGCCCUGGCCCAGGGCUGGCACCUCAACGUCGUCUAUGGGCCCGUCGCCGACGCCCGCGAUGACGCGACGUUUUGCGUUACUGCUCGUGACGUCACAGACGUCGCUGAGGCUGUUCUUGCGGGCGUGUGCCGCACCAGCGUCGUGAUACCACUAGUGUUAUGGCACGGACAGCUGGACAGUCCAGUCCUGCCGUCCAGCAUCACUAGGACCUGUCAUGCCCAGUUGCUGGACCACCUUGUCAGUGACCAGCACAAAGACCUGCUGGACAAGUGGUACCGACCUGACCAUCCUGAUGGCGAUGACUUCUUCCUGGUACCUGCAGCGAUCAACUACCCUGACAUGCACAGCGCUGACGCUGGAGAGCGUGACGCAGCUCGACGUCAGCUCGCUGAUGACAGUCAAACGCUGAUCACGGCGCUGACUGAGCACUGUCAGCAGCUGGUGCUGCC
Hyalella azteca is the source of this 536-nucleotide messenger RNA. RefSeq lists its product as uncharacterized. Lineage: Eukaryota; Metazoa; Arthropoda; Malacostraca; Amphipoda; Hyalellidae. The record is from RefSeq and is a predicted model, not a curated record.